UCCGCUUCGAAAGUUGCAGGUUGUGCCUAGUGCGAGUGAAAUGGUGGUCGGGAAUAAAUUGAAGGCUGAGGACUUGAACUUGUGCUUUGAAAGCCUGAUGAUGGUUGGGGGCGGUAGCGAUGGGAAGGCGAAGAUGGACUGUGGAGUCAUCACCGAGUGGAAGGACAUACCUAUGGAGUUGUUGCUACGGAUCAUGUCGCUCGUCGAUGAUCGCAUGAUAAUUGUCGCUUCUGGGGUUUGCAGCGGAUGGAGAGACGCGAUUGGCCUCGGCCUCACGCAUUUAUCUCUGGUGUGGUUAAAGAAGAACAUGAACAACUUGGUCCUAUCUCUUGCCCCCAAGUUUACGAAGCUGCAGACAUUGGUGCUGCGUCAAGACAAACCACAGCUUGAGGACAAUGCUGUUGAGGCCAUCUCAACUUACUGUCAUGAGCUCCUAGACCUGGACCUUAGCAAAAGCUUCAAACUUACUGACCGCUCCCUAUACGCUCUAGCCCGUGGAUGUCCUAAUCUCAGUAAGCUCAACAUUAGUGGGUGUUCAGCAUUUAGUGAUGAAGCUCUCGAAUACCUGACUAAUCUAUGUACGCAAUUGAAGAUUUUGAAUCUUUGUGGAUGUGUUCGGGCAGCAUCAGACCGUGCGUUGCAGGCUAUAGGGCGCAACUGCAAUGAAAUGCAAUCUUUAAAUCUGGGAUGGUGUGACAACGUGGGUGAUGUUGGGGUCAUGAGCUUGGCAUUUGGAUGUCCUGAUCUCAGAGUUCUUGACUUGUGUGGUUGUCUCCGUAUAACAGAUGACAGUGUGAUUGCAUUGGCAGAUGGGUGUCCACACCUGACAUCUCUUGGGCUGUACUACUGCCAGAACAUCACAGACAAAGCGAUGUACUCUUUGGCACAGAGUCGAGUGAAGAACAGGCCUUCCCUAUGGGAGUCCAAGAAUGGCCGAAGCGACGAUGAAGGGCUGAAGAGUCUAAACAUCAGCCAGUGCACGGCUCUUACUCCUCCCGCCGUUCAGGCACUAUGUGACUCAUUCCCUGCGUUGCAUACUUGCCCCGGGAGGCACUCUCUGAAUAUAAGUGGUUGCCUGAGCUUGACGUCGGUGCACUGUGCCUGUGCUUUCCAAGCUCACCGCGUCCCGAGCUCGCUUCCAUACCUAGCUCAUUGAUUCGAUCGAUGAGGUGAAGGUACACAGGGAUGUGCUUCUUACAAAAGCGUAGGUUAGAGGAGAAAAUGGUGUUGUGCCUCUUGUAUAUAUGUGUCUGUUUUGAAAUAUAGACGACUCGGAAAACAGGUGUAUUUCCGUAAUGUUAUUAGAGACUUCUUGUUGUCUUGGUCUUGACUCGUUUUGGAGUGUGUAUAACUCGGACUUCUUGGAACGACGCUCUCGGGUCUUUCUCC
Molecule: messenger RNA, 1389 nt
Organism: Syzygium oleosum
Lineage: Eukaryota; Viridiplantae; Streptophyta; Magnoliopsida; Myrtales; Myrtaceae
Product: F-box protein SKP2A-like
Exons: 5
Coding region: 41-1156 (371 amino acids)
Biological process (GO): SCF-dependent proteasomal ubiquitin-dependent protein catabolic process
Cellular component (GO): SCF ubiquitin ligase complex
Molecular function (GO): protein binding
Source: RefSeq, a predicted model, not a curated record